This is a messenger RNA of Cydia splendana, 3600 nucleotides long. Its product is annotated as zinc finger protein 665-like. Gene Ontology annotation, cellular component: nucleus. The record is from RefSeq and is a predicted model, not a curated record. Gene Ontology annotation, biological process: regulation of transcription by RNA polymerase II. The transcript is spliced from 10 exons. Bases 387 to 2000 code for a protein of 537 amino acids. Gene Ontology annotation, molecular function: DNA-binding transcription factor activity, RNA polymerase II-specific. NCBI's taxonomy places the organism in Eukaryota, Metazoa, Arthropoda, Insecta, Lepidoptera, Tortricidae.
UAGUCAUUUCUUUGUACAUGGCGACACGGUCAUAGCGCGGCGUCUCUCGUGGAAUAUACAAUGGCGUCCGUUUACUUCUACUGAAGCCCGUAGAUAGUCCGUCAUCCUUUUCUUUCAUAUUGACUACGCACUGAGACUCUGCUUUCAUAGCAUCUGAUCUUUUUACGAGCAGAGUAGACUGAUAAGAAAUAUUUCCCGUUACCUUCGCACUAUGUGUUUUGAAGUCUCUCUUUCGUGUAACCGCAUUUCGUACAAUUAGCCGCGCUUUUAAGUUGAACCUAGCGUAACCGUAUUUGUGGCUUAAUGUAUGUUAUUAUAUCUACAGUACGGGGAAUAAAAGGUAUGAGUGAUGAUUAGUAAUGUAAGUAAAUAGUUAGUACGGCGAAAUGUUCACGACGAAUGCCGUGCAAACCGGCUCCGUCCCGAUGCUGCAGUACCAAGACCAGAAGACGCAAGGCAAGAAUAUAGAGAUUACUCAGCAGAAGACCGCACAACAAACGCAACAGUCUCAGCAGCAGGAAUUUCCCACAUUCUGUUACACCACAUCAAACGUGAACAUGAUUGGUAAGAUUGGAUCGGGAGCAACCAGUGCUUCCGGUGGAGUCUCCGGAGCCGUGAACAUCGCCCAGCUCACCACCAGUGAUGACAAAACAUGCUACAUUGCACAACCUUUCUCAUACAACUAUGCUCUGGUCAACCAGAUGCAGAUUGCUCCAAAUGGAAUACAGAAUACCAUAUCUAAUAUAAGUUUCAAAUGUGAUGUGUGCGGGCUUAUGUUUGGCCACCUUACACUACUUAAUGCACACAAAAGGAUACAUGCCCAGGAUUCAGAAGGCAACAUCACAGUUGUAGCCACAGGUGUCGGUGGCGGCAAUGAGGUUGCUAUGCCCCCUCACAUACAAAUUCUAUCUUCUGACACAUCUGAUCAGCAACAGCACCAUGUUCAGUUGCAAGAUACCAAACCCAUACUGGUUGACAAGGUUCAAAAAUGCAUCACAUGUGGAGGGCCCAUCACCAGCAACCCUAAGAGGAAGGGACCCAAGCUCAUCCGUUGUGAAAACUGCAUUGCACAAGAUUCUGUUGAACAACAGAGAAACAAUCAAAUGAACGCCACGCAAAUAUUCGUGACGUCAGAAGACAACGUCAAGUUUGAAGUGGGCGGCGUGAGCGGGGUGCAGCCCACCUCCGACCCCCUCGCCACGGCGCAGCCGCAGCAGCAGUCCCAGCAGCAAAAGCCUUUGCCCGGCCAUCAUCCGGUGAAAAAGAGAAACCUUGCUUCCGUGACCAAGUGCCAGAACUGCAACGGCUCGGGCAUCAUAUUCGUAGGCGGCAACAAGAACAAGCUUAAUCAGGCCAACACCGACAAGCCCUUCCACUGCAAUAUCUGCGGUGGCUCCUUCUCUAGAUACUCCUCGCUGUGGUCUCACAAGAAGCUGCACUCUGGGGAGAAGAACUUUAAAUGUGGAAUAUGCGGCAUUGCUUUUGCGAAAGCCGUCUAUCUCAAGAACCACUCCCGAAUUCAUACGGGAGAAAAACCCUACAGGUGCAACACGUGUGGUAUGCAGUUCUCACAGUCGCCACAUCUGAAGAACCACGAGAGGACGCAUUCAGGAGAAAAACCGUAUGUUUGCGAGGUGUGUGACAAGGGCUUCGCGAGGCACGCUACGCUAUGGAACCAUCGGCGAAUCCACACCGGGGAGAAGCCGUACAAGUGCGAUACUUGCGGCUCCGCGUUCAGUCAAGCCGCUCACCUGAAGAAUCACGCUAAAGUACACUCGGGCGAGAAACCGUUUAAGUGCGACAUCUGCACCGCCGCGUUUGCCGACCGAUUCGCGUUGAAGAGACAUAGAGGAAUCCAUGAUAAGUAUGGUCAAACAACGCCGCUUCCAUCAAGAUUACAACAAAACCAGGCGGAGCUCGAGCAAGCGACGCAGCAAGCCGAUCAACAGAACUCACAGCCAGCCGUGGAAGUGGAGUUACACGGCGACCAAACGCUCUGAGUCUGAUAAUCUUUUUAAGUUUUCAUACCCCACCCUACAUAGUAUUUUUCGGAAAUAUAACAAGAACAUUGUAUUUCUCAAUUAUGAAUGGUACAAUGAUAGCGAGCACAAGGUUUGACGAAUCACAUGUUAUCCUAUACGAACAGUAAGUAUUCAUUACCUCUCGUUAGCAAUAAAGCAAGUGACUUGCACGCGCGGGUGGCAGGGGUGCGCUAAACACUGCCAGUUUAUGUUUCGUUCCUUGGUAGAUAUCUACCUUAAUAUAAAAUGUCUUGUUCUCGAACGCGCCUCUUAGCCCAACUUAACUAUUAUUCAGUACAAUAAGAUUAUUUUUUUAUUAACAAGUGGUUAAUGAUGAUAUAUAUUAGCAAUAAAAUAGAAAUGCCGUUUUGAAUAAUUUUAAUUAAAUUUUUUGAUGUGUUGAUUUGAGACAUUCGCUAGCCGUUUAAUGUACAUAUUACAGUUAAUUCUAUUUGUAGUUUUUAUUUUAUUAUAUUACACCUUGUAUGUAAAUAAAUGUAAUUGUAUAUAAAAAUGCGGCUCUAAUUUUAAAAUUUUAAUGAAGUGGUCAGAGCCAAAAUAAAUUGUAGAACAGUUUAUCUGGUAAAGUGUAAAGUUUAUUAUUAUUAUCGAGUGGCAAUUAGGAUAGGACGAAGGUCAAUCCUUACUCACUUUGUCGUAAGGAUAUAGUAAAUCUGUCAACUCCAGUCAUAUUCUAGUUGGGGCCUGAUUAUGCACUCAGCCAUUCUGUACAUUUGAACAACCUACCGAUACUCAUUUUAUGCUACAUUAGAUUUUUUCUAUCCUCAAAAGUAGUGGUAAUGAACUUUUUCUUCCGAAAUGCUAGGGUUCCUAUGAUUGUUUAUACAACAACGGUUUCACUCACUUGAAUUUUUAGUCGCUAUUGGCAACAUGUUUCGGACCCGUCGGGGGUCCUUCCUCAGGCUCGAGUGCUUUUAAAAUAUGUCUCACGAAAGUUUAAUAUCGAUAUCCUAUGAUAUCUAAUAUUGCGGUACAAUAAUAUGUAAACGACACACUAUAAUUCAGUGCAUAGUUACCCAGAUUAAAUUUGGAGGAAAAAAGGUACCACUGCUUUUGAGGUUAUCAAAUUCCUAAUUUGUAAAAAAAAAACGGGGCAUAGGUAGGUAACAACUUAACAAGUCAAUCUGGAUACUAGUCGUUCAGAAACACUGGUAUCAAAAUUGCCUUGUUUGGUGAGGAAAGCUGGGCACGGAAUGUCAAGAGCAAUAUUGUGUUUAUAUAGGACAUAAACACAGGCAUGAAGCUGCCUACCGGUACUGGACAUGUCUCCAAUAUGACGAGGAAUGUUAUCAAACCAAACGUGAAUUUUCAAUUAUUGAAUUCAUAUGACAUAGUAUUUUUAAUUAUUCUCUCGUAAUCACUGCACAUUUUCAUUUGACAAAAUGUAAUUGGCUGUGGAUUUAGCAAGAUAUUCUUGUGCCGUGGUUGCGUUUUCCAAAUCUGACUCGUGCACAAUUUUUAAGUGAUAGUGCUUGGGCAUUCCUUUCCUACUUAAACCAAAAUUAUGCAGAUUUGGUAAACGUAAUUACGUUUAAUUAAUUAAAAUGUCGAAAAUUGU